AUGAACAUUCAGAAAGAGGCGAAAAAUGGAAACACAGGAAAAUACGAUCACGCCAAAAAGGGAAACAAAAAUAACAAACAAGAAUGUUACUCGACCAAUUUAAUUAAAACAGAUGAUAAGGUUAACAUGCUUAAAAAUAAUACUAACGAAAAUGGGUGCUCUGAAGAAAUUGUGAGUGAAAAACUCAAAGUCAAUAUUAAUCAAAGUGUGUUAAAAGAAGGCACAACAACACCAAUUUUUAAAAACGAUAGGGACACGACAGAGGAUGCGAAGAAGAAAGGCAAUGGGGAGGUGCAUUAUAAAGGCAGUACCCGUGACGCAGAUGGUUCCCCCGUAAAGACUAGCACAGAAGGGGUCGUGCAUGAUAAGAGCAAGGGUAGUGUGUGCAACCAUAAUAAUGUCGCGAACGGGGCAGAUAAUGAUUAUCAACAUGGUCGUGUCGCAUGGGGUUGCACAAACAAUGACGGAAGGGAUACAACGCAAAGCAGCAACCGAGAAUUGGACGAAAGAACAAAUGUUGAGACAUUAAACAAAGUGUUACCCAAAAGUGAAGUAAAAAAAAAACACUACAGUAAUUUGUUGCCAAACAGAAAUUGCAACGAUGAUGAUAAGUGUAACUUGUCUCAAAAUGUUAAGAAGGUGCCUCCUAGCCAAGAGGAAAAGGAGAAAUUCGAAACGAGUCCUGCAACAUGCAAAAGGAAGAGUGUGGGCAAAGACCCCCCUGCGAAUGACAAAAGGGGUUCUGCGUCCAAAGGGUGCAAUGGCGACAACAAACCAGUUGACACUUCAGUGGAAGCGCCCCCGUUUAAUACCCCUCAAAAGGGUAGCAAUAAUGACGAGAAAGAGGCGCAGUAUGUCAAAAUGGAGAGCCGUAUAAGCUCCAAACAAAAUAAUGAAAAGACUGAGAGGACUACGAACGAAAAUGGAGCAAUGGGUGAAGGAGCGAAACAGGGGGAACCGAUGCCUAGGGACAACAUAAAGCAGAGCAAAAAUGCCAAUAUACAUAAAAAUAAAAGCGUUGUGAAGGAUAAUUUAGACGUAAUAACCAAGGGGGAUGGAAACACGGAACGGGGCCCAAAGGAUGAUCACCCGAAUGAUCAUAUAAACUCCAGUGUGAAGAGAACACCGAGCGGGAGCAGCAAGAAGACUUACCCCUUUAAGCGAAGCGAGCAUCAAAAGGAUAAAGAAAACAGGAAUGAAGAGACAAGCAGCAAUAACGUGAUGAGCCAGAAAAAUGGAAAUUACAAAAAGUUCCCCACAUUCAAUAAUUCCAACAACGGGGCAUCCUUUAAGAAGGAGUUGAGAAAGAAAAACCCCAAUAUUGGGAGCUGCAACAGAAAGAGUGAGAACCACAAAAAUUUUGGCCACAGUAAGAGAGAACAAUGUUGGAAGAUCUGUAGAGACAAAAACGAGGAUUGCAACACCACAAGUGGGGACUAUUUUAAAAGCGGAGAGAAUUACAAAAGGGAGGAGAGUUACUCUCCUGGGGACAAUUCCCCCAACAGCAGCAACAACAGUAACGGUAGAAGUCAUGAGCCACAUAGGACAAAUGAAAGGGGCUUCAAGAAUAGCAACCCGCGCACAUGUAGGAACGCAAUUAACGGGGGAUACAAAAAUGUUUGUGGCAAGGCCCAAAUGGAUAACUCCGCAAAAGUGGACGAUAAUUUCCACAACGCAGGUCAUUAUAAAAUGAGCAAUUACAAGAAUCACUAUCGUAACGGCAAAAAUGAAGAUACCACGGGAAGCUCCAACAGGUAUGGGGAGAAAAGCGGCAGCCAAGAUCAAGGCGUGUACUGGACGAACCAGAAUGAGCAGCACGAGCGAUACGAACAAUAUGAACCGUACGAACAAAAUGGAAAAAACGAAAGCCUAAAUUUUAGAAGAAAGAAUUUUAAGAACAAAAAAGAAUCAACGGGCGUGAAGCAGCAGGACACGCGAUUUCACGCGACGGAAAAAUACCCCAAGAAAUACGACGCGAAUUAUUUUGAAAGAAAUGACAGCGCCAAUGUCGGUAACGAUAGCGGUAGUGCUAACAAAAAAAAAGUAAAUUCUUCUCUCAAGAAAAUACAAAGUACUAAUUAUAGUAAACACUCACCCAUUAAUGGCGAUACAAAAGGGAAGGAAAGCAACGGGUAUGAUGAAAAUGAUUCCACUGAUGUGUGUACAGAAGGAGAUGCGAGUGUUAAUAGCACGGAGUUGGUGGACAAACAAAUCAUACACACGGUCAACCAUACUUCGUCAUCUAGCACGUACCACAAUAGUGGUGAAAAGACUCAUAAUCAUAUACCCCGUGCUGGUAAGAAAAAUAGCAUUGUCAUGAGUAGUCCUUCACACCAAGGUAAUAUUAACCAGGAUAACAAAGACUAUCAUAAGCAUACACAUACCAAUUAUGGUAAGAGGAACCCAAAGAGGAGCAUCACCGCUGGUGGUAAUUCUGAUCAUAUGAAAAGCGAAAAUAAAUGCAAUUUUAUCCCCAAUGCGGAUAUGAGCGAUAGUGGUCGAAGCAAGUUGAAUAACAGUGGCGAAAAAGAUGUAAUGAAGGGCAUAAGGACAAAGGAAUACAAGACGAGGGAUUACGGAACCCUGGAAGGAGAAGGACACGGUGCACAUGUAAAAAAAAUUGAACGACGAGCGAAGCAUUUUACUGCCCAUCCGGGAGAUUGCACAAAAAGUCAUGUAGCAACAAACGGGAAUGAAUAUCACCACGCAGCAGGGAAUGGGAAUGUGAAGGAUCAAACAAACUCACAACAAGGUGAGAAAGAUAAGAACCCCAAAAAUGGAGGAAAGCAAAACCAUUCGAAUGGCCCAGAAAAUAAAAGGACAAUGUUGUCCCAGAAAAUAGAUCAAAGGAGCAGCAAUGCGGACGAAGUAACCCCCACUUUUAAUUUUAAUGAGUUCGAGUGUUGGAUGAGUGGCAGAUAUAAUAAGCUGUUAGACACAUACAUCGAUCAGCAGAACAGGAAAAAAAACAACAGUGAAAUAUUUGAGGAUGAAAUAAAAGUAUACGAAUUGUGUUCAGCUUACACCAAUAGUGGUGUGGAAAAGGAAAGCCAUGAGAACCUCUCCCAAAUGACAGAAACGUUAGGAAGCCGAGACACCACUGAGGAGGAUGGUGCAGGAAGUAAUGAGAACGCAAAUGUUCAAACGAACUCGGAUAUUGCAAAUGAAAGGGAACUGGUGAUUGAAGGUAAGGGCCGGUUCUCCACUCGAAGAAAUAAAGGAGAACAUGUAGACCACACUGCGGGCGAUAAUUAUAAGAGUGGAAAGAGUAAUUAUUUCCCUGGUGCAAAAAAUCAUAUGCAUUUAUUAGAUAGCAGCGCUGCCCAUGAGGGGGAAAACAUGUACUACCAAAGAAAUAAUAAUUACCGCCCAAAACAUGAGAAAAAGCCUUUGCAGUUUCUCCAUAAGAAUGGUCCACAGAAUAAUAAGGCACCAUUUUUGAGUUCUUCGAGUAAAAAAUGGGAUAAUUUGGGUAGAGCAGGAGGGGAGGAAGUGGUCGAAAAUGCGAUAGAGGACGCAAAGUUGGAAGGAAAGCUGGAAGAAAAUACAGACACAAACGCCGAAAAUAACGCCAACAAUAACACUGGUGCAAACGUCACGCCAUCUGUGAAAAAAUACAGCGCGCACAAUAAGAACAACAAGGGAGAAGAAAAAGCCGGCGACGGAAAUUUCAACAGAAAGAACUACUAUGCAAAAAGACAAUCGGGAAAAGGGUUCGGCAGCAGCAACAUAACCACUAAGAAGCUCAGUAGCAGUAAUGGGUUUCACAAGAAUAAGUAUCACGCUGGAGACCACAAGAAUGACUACAUGAAAAAUGAAAUGAACAACGCGACGUUUUAUAAGUCGAAUAGGCACACGAUGGGUCAACACAAUAAUAAGAGGAACAACUGGAGCGCGAAAUUGGUAAACGACCGAUUUGGAAAUCGGUACGAAGAACCCUUCCGUGAGCAACUCAAUGAACGGUUUAGUAAGCAAAAUAAUUCAAACGACAUGGACCACACGAGUGGCAUGUUUUAUGCUUCUAAAAACAGGAUAGACAAGCAUGACAUGCUACGAAAUGAAAUGGGUACCGCCUCUACACAUAAUUCCAAUCCAGCUGGGAAUAGUAGGAAAUCGAACUGA
Plasmodium fragile is the source of this 4122-nucleotide messenger RNA. RefSeq lists its product as uncharacterized. NCBI's taxonomy places the organism in Eukaryota, Apicomplexa, Aconoidasida, Haemosporida, Plasmodiidae. The transcript has a single exon. The record is from RefSeq and is a predicted model, not a curated record. Bases 1 to 4122 code for a protein of 1373 amino acids.